Messenger RNA from Dromaius novaehollandiae (emu), 4620 nucleotides. It is a transcript of the gene CD99L2, whose product is annotated as CD99 molecule like 2. Lineage: Eukaryota; Metazoa; Chordata; Aves; Casuariiformes; Dromaiidae. The record is from RefSeq and is a predicted model, not a curated record. The transcript is spliced from 11 exons. Bases 50 to 820 code for a protein of 256 amino acids. Gene Ontology annotation, biological process: T cell extravasation; homotypic cell-cell adhesion; positive regulation of neutrophil extravasation. Gene Ontology annotation, cellular component: plasma membrane.
UCGGAGGCGGGCGGCUGCGCCCGCGGCAGACGCGCAGCCCCGCCGCGACAUGGCCGGCCGCCGCCUCCUGGGGCUCCUCGCCGCCGCCGCCGCGCUGCUGGGCGCAGGCCACGGGGAUGACCUAGGUGACUUUAAUCUAGAAGAUGCUCUGUAUGGCCUCACCACCAAACGACCAACUCCCAAGGCGCCCCCGAAGCCGGCAGGAGGGAGAGAGUUGGAUUUGGCCGAUUACUUCGACGCCCCACUGGAGACGACGACCAAACCGGCGAAGCCGACUGCUAAGCCCUACCCCAAGAAGCCAGACAACAGCCUGUGGGACGUCGUCCGCACCACCACAACCAAGCAGCCAAAAACGACGAGGGCCCCCCCCAGGCACAAGCCAGCAAAGGAUCCCAUGGAUUUCGACUUGGCCGAUGCCAUUGACCAGAAUGAUGGGAAAGGCAAGGAGAGGCCCAACGUACAGCCCGGUGAAGCAUUUUCUGACGACGACCUGGCUGGGGUGGUGGAUGGAGGCUACAGCCCCGACAAGAAGGGGGCCGGCGGCGACGCCCAGGGCGGCCACGACACAGGCAGCGUCGCGGAGACGGGGACGAUCGCCGGCAUAGCCAGCGCCCUCGCCAUGGCGCUCAUCGGCGCCGUCUCCAGCUACAUCUCCUACCAGCAGAAGAAGUUCUGCUUCAGCAUCCAACAGGGACUUAAUGCGGAAUAUGUGAAAGGAGAAAACAUGGAAGCGGUUGUGAGCGAAGAACCUCAAGUUAAAUAUUCAGUACUGGAAACACAGUCAGCAGAACCACCAAAACAAGACAGCGCGAAGCUCUGAAGCAUGACCCGGCGCUAGAAGGACAUCAGUCAGCAGCAAACAUGGAGAUCUUACAUGCUUGUAAUUUAGCUUUUUAUUUAAUUUGAAUCCAAAGCUAUUUAAUGUGUACUUAGGCUUGAACUGGCUUCUUACUGCUAUAGGCUUUAGGGUUAGAACAGUAAUAUGUGUUUAUUUUUUGUAAAGACUUCUGUGUUUACAUUGAAGUAAUAUUGUAGGUAUGAUUUCAAGUUGUAUGCAAAACAACCCAAGGUGCUUCAACAGUGUUUAACUAUCAGUUAAGGGACAAGGUCUUUUCCAAGGAACAGAACAACUUACAGGUGUGAGGACAGUGAAGUGCCUGUAAAUAGCAAUCCAAAGCAAACCAUGCAAAACCCUUUGUAAAGCACUUCCAGUCGACUCCAGCCGUCUGCUCCAGGCACGUAACUUCCAAUGGCAGUGAUGAACAGCGCACAUUUGCUGAGGGCAGAUUGUGCUCCUUAAAGUAGCUACACCUAAAAAUAAAGUGCCUAUGGGUAGGUCCUCAGGUAGGGCCUCAGGCUGAGACAGGUGACACCCUGCUUUUUAUUCGAGGAGUGGAGGAUGCUCACAACCACACAGCACUGGGCUUCUAACCAAAUAAAAGGACCUGAUUUUCAUCCCAAACCAUAAAUACAGGUAAUAGCAGUGUAUGCAGUGUUCAUUUUUGGCAAAUACCAUUUGAAGGCAUAGCUAUGCCAGAGGUCAGAUUGGAGUCGAAGUUACAAAGUGAUGUCAUCAGUGAGAUACUUCUAUUGUCACUGAAAUGAAAUGAAAACUGUGUUUGUUUGUAUGCUUCCAAGGACAGAUUCAGAUCUCAUUCGUACCAGAGAAAAUUACAGAUUUAACCCAAAAGAAAAUAAAGAGCACAUCAGUUGAGACCUGUAACACUCACUGCCACAAGAGAAGUCAACCUCGGCAAGAUACAGUCCCCCCACCCCCUCCUGCAAGCCUUCACACAACUCUCAAGAACACUCACUGUCACCUUAGGCAGAAAAGGGAGAUAAAGCUUUGUCCUUUGGGACACCAGCUAACCUUUAGAAAAGGCAGAAUUUCCUAAGAGGAGGGAUUUUCCAUCUCUGUCCUCUGUGGGGUUCCUCCAGUGGCCCGGGAAGCCUGCGGCCGUGAGCGUUGUCAGCAGGACACUGCGCCGUUGCGGGGAGAGCCUGCCGGCCCCGGGCCGGUGUUCCCACGCUCCUGCUCAAUGUCACGGUUCCGACACUACGACCUGACCUUUGCUGCAAGAAUCGCGCUUAUACUUUUAAUCCCUCCCCGUCUCUUUUUUAUUGAUGCUAAAAUGCAGACACUGCUACUUACCAAUACAUUUUCCCAAAACAGCGAAUGCUUAAAAAAUGCUUUAGAGUAAGGGAAAAUUCACUUUACCUAGUGUAAGAGGUAUUCUGUGUUUAUAUAUAAACCUGAAAUGUCUGCAUUUUUGUAGUGUUUUGCAAAAACAUGUAUUGCGUGAAUGUGGAUAAAAAGUGUUUUCCGUCUGAUGUACAAAUUCACAGCUUUCACGUAGACAUGACUUACACAAGGCCUUGCCAAUAGGUGAAUAAGCCUAGGAGCAUUUCUGUCUAACAGCUCAAUUUGAGAGGAAAUUGCCUUGUAACAUUACAAGUAUUUUGCAAUAGCUGCACGAUCCUUUAAGUUGUUUCUCACACUUGCAUUUUCAAAGCCUUACACUAGCUCUGACAGAACAACUACAGCAUUUUAUAACAGAGACAAGUUCUAAGGAUAUAUGGUGCCUCUCAUGCCUUUGGAACACUUGGGCCAAUACUGCUAUUAAUUACUGCUACUUUAUGAAUGGAUUUGGAUUAGAAAACAAAACACUUACCUACUGGUUUCUCUGAGACUGGAAGCAGAAGAAAUAGAUAUGGAAUACAGAAUACAUGUUUGCUUACUCCUAGAGUAGGAUUUUUACGCAGGAGGAGAUGUGGGUUGUAGAAUUCUGAUCACCACGUGUAAGAGCUCAGAUGCCGAUGAAGCACCUGGGUCUGGGUAACUACAUCUCCAAACACUGUAGCCUGUUCUUCUUUCUUAGCCAAACAUAUUUGAUGGCUGUGGCAUGAAAACAUUUUUAGAAAAUAAUUGUAGAUAAAACGUUAAAACAUGGCAUUGAUAAACACUAGGAGUCAUAUUCCCUGGGUAGAUCAAGUGAACAUAAUUCCAUUUCUCUUUUUGCUGCUGAGAGAAUGUUUUUUGCAGAUGCAGAUCAUCAAUUUUGUUGCAUUUGUUGCUGCACAGUGCACUCCCUGCUUGUCUAGUGGACAGUGCAGUGAAGUGUUCAGGAUUGCUCAAGUCUACAGCACUUACCCCUCCUGUGGGAAAGGGUUAAACUAGAAUGUAUGAGAAGCAUGCAUGUAAUUCACAAUAUUGCUGUUUUUCAAAAAAGAGGAAAAAAAGCCAGUUUCACUGAGAAAAAUACCAGUUUUUAGAAUUCAGAAGUAGACUGCACUGAAGUUGCUCCUUUCCCCAAGGCCUUUUCUAUGACUUUGGUGAAUACUUAUGCCUUAAUGUAAUUUCUAGGUAUAGCGUAAGGAAAAAUGUAAAUGCCCAGUGAAAGGGAGCACUUUCAAGAUUUCCUUCUCCAAGAUUUCUAACAGGAAAAUAUUGACAAAUACUGCAGUAAAGAAGUUAAACUCAGUCUUCUCUUCAAAACAACUGGGCAACUUAAGGCUUCAUGUCCUAAAUGUUAGUUAAGGCUCAAUUGCUUUUUUAUUGCAGUUUAUUUCCUUCUCUGUCUGAACUGUCUGCUCAGUGUCUGAAAAAUGGGUUUAUACUUCACACCAUCUGUAUUUCAGGCAUUAUAGCAACUGGUUCAUUUGUAUUUUCCUAGUAAUGAUGCAAGUUCUGAGAAAACUGAUACAGCAUUCACCUCUCUAACCUUCAUUUAAUUAGUAUUUCUUAUCUUUAAAUCCAGAUAUGGAUUUUUAAAAAAUCUUGCACUUAUAUUCUGUACACAUGGUGUGAGCUUUCUCAUCCUGUAUAAAAAAAAGACAAUAAAACACUGGAAAACUAGGAUUUUUUUCAUUAGUCCAAAAGUACAGAUACAGCUGUCCUGAGAGUUUACGUACCACCUGUUCUGUGGCUCUUUCUUAUAACAUGCCUCACUUCUUCAGAUUAACUAACGCUAUUUCUAAUGAAAAAAAUUCAGAAACAGGUUUCUCCAUUAUAUAGAAAACAGAGAAUUGAUAAGCACUUAACCAGCUCUUUUGCUGUUGUUUAUUAGAUGAAUUACUCACAUUUUCCUCUGGCCAUACUGUAGCAGUUUCUUCAUUUCAGAAUACUGUGACAUUAGAUUCUUCAUUUCAGAAUAUUGCGACAUUAACUUCAGAUUUUUGGUGGGCACUACAAGUUUAGCCAUUUUCAUGCAACCCCAUUAAGGAACCCUUACAAGUGCUGUACUAUCAGUCUUAACUACUCAUUUAUUGUCAUAAAAAUGGAGUUAGUCCGUGAGACCAUUUCAAAUUCUGAAAAAUUAAAAUGUGUAGACAGGCUUGGCCCUUAAAAUUUGCCUCUAUAACAGAUGAGCUUCAGGAACAAAUGAAGUUCAGAAACAAUGGCACUGCUAAAUUAAAGAAUUACAUCUUUACAGUGAAAUCUUCAUUUAAAAGCAAGACAUUGUUUAUUAAUGCAGAAGUGAUCUAUACCAAAUGAAGGUUUAAUAUUAUGCUGUGAAAAGACAGAUUCGUUUUGCUAAUGUGCAUGCAAGGAUCAUGGGGGUAAAAAUCAGAAUUUGACUACCAUUGAAAAACAACAAAUAAAACAGACUUGACUAGUAA